GAGUUGGGCUCCCCUGUUCCAGACUUGUGCAGAGUGGGUGGAGAGGUUGGGCUUUUCAGUGGAAGCAGCAUCCCAGCUGUCUGGGACCUGGCGGAGGGCGUCUCCACUCUGGGGGAAGCAAAGGACCCGCCCUGACCUAGCCUGGCCCAGCCUGGUCCUGCCCGGCCUGAGCGCCCCGCCCAGGAGCUGACUCUGAGGCAGGGGCCACUGGGGUUACAGAGCGUGGCCGCCAUGGACAAGAUCUUGGAGGCGGUGGUGACGUCAUCAUACCCCGCGAGCGUAAAGCAAGGGCUGGUGCGGCGUGUGCUGGAGGCGGCGCGGCAGCCACUGGAGCGGGAGCAGUGCCUGGCGCUGCUGGCGCUGGGCACGCGCCUCUACGUGAGCGGCGCCGACGAGCUGCCCCGCCGCGUGGGCUGCCAGCUGCUGCACGUGGCCGGCCGCCACCACCCAGAAGUCUUCGCCGAAUUUUUCAGCGCGCGCCGCGUGCUGCGCCUGCUGCAGGGUGGCGCCGGGCCGCCGGGAGCCCGCGCACUGGCCUGUGUGCAGCUCGGCCUGCAGCUGUUGCCCGAGGGGCCCUCGGCCGAUGAGGUGUUCGCGCUGCUGCGGCGCGAGGUGCUGCGCACCGUGUGUGAGCGCCCGGGGCCCGCGGCCUGUGCGCAGGUGGCGCGGCUGCUGGCGCGGCACCCGCGCUGCGUCCCUGACGGCCCUCACCGCCUGCUCUUCUGCCAGCAGCUUGUGCGCUGCCUCGGCCGCUUCCGCUGCCCGGCCGACGGCGAGGAGGGCGCCGUGGAGUUCCUGGAGCAGGCCCAGCAGGUGAGCGGGCUCCUGGCGCAGCUGUGGCGCGCGCAGCCUGCCGCCAUACUGCCCUGCCUCAAGGAGCUGUUCGCCGUCAUCUCCUGCACAGAGGAGGAGCCGCCAUCUAGCGCCCUGGCCAGUGUGGUCCAGCACCUCCCAUUGGAGCUCAUGGAUGGUGUCGUCCGGAACCUCAGCAAUGAUGACAGUGUGACCGACUCCCAGAUGCUGACUGCCAUCAGCAGGAUGAUCGACUGGGUGUCCUGGCCCCUGGGGAAGAACAUUGACAAGUGGAUCAUUGCACUGCUGAAGGGCCUGGCUGCUGUUAAGAAGUUCAGCAUCUUGAUCGAGGUGUCACUCGCCAAAAUUGAGAAGGUUUUCUCCAAACUUCUGUAUCCCAUUGUCCGGGGAGCCGCCUUGUCUGUCCUCAAGUACAUGCUCCUGACCUUCCAGCACUCCCAUGAGGCCUUCCACCUGCUCCUCCCUCACAUCCCCCCAAUGGUGGCCUCUCUGAUCAAGGAGGACUCCAAUUCGGGGACCAGCUGCCUGGAGCAGCUGGCGGAGCUGGUCCACUGCAUGGUGUUCAGGUUCCCGGGCUUCCCGGAUCUGUACGAACCCGUCAUGGAGGCCAUCAAGGACCUCCAUGUUCCCAAUGAGGACCGAAUCAAGCAGCUGCUGGGGCAGGAUGCCUGGACCUCGCAGAAGAGUGAGCUGGCUGGCUUCUACCCCCGGCUCAUGGCCAAGUCAGACACCGGCAAGAUUGGUUUAAUCAAUCUGGGCAACACGUGCUAUGUGAACAGCAUCCUUCAGGCCUUGUUCAUGGCUUCCGAUUUCAGACACUGUGUGCUCCGUUUGACUGAGAACAACUCCCAGCCCUUGAUGACCAAGCUGCAGUGGCUCUUCGCCUUCCUGGAGCACAGCCAGCGGCCUGCCAUUUCUCCAGAGAACUUUCUGUCUGCAUCCUGGACACCCUGGUUCAGCCCUGGCACCCAGCAGGACUGCUCAGAGUACCUGAAGUACCUGCUGGAUCGGCUGCACGAAGAGGAGAAAACUGGGACGAGGAUCUGCCAAAAGCUCAAGCAGUCCAGCCUGCCCUCCCCACCCGAGGAGCCCCCUAGCCCGAGUUCAACCUCUGUGGAGAAGAUGUUCGGAGGCAAGAUCGUGACUCGGAUAUGCUGUCUCCGCUGCCUUAACAUCUCCACCAGGGAGGAGGCCUUCACGGACCUCUCUCUCGCCUUUCCCCCGCCUGAGCGCUACCGCCGCCGCCGCCUGGGCUCAGUGAUGCUCCCUGCAGAGGACGUCGGCGCCCAGGACCUCCCUUCGCCAUCGCGAGCCCAGGCGCCAAGCAGGGCGGCUCCUCGGAGGCAGAGGAAACACUGCAUCACAGGGGACGUUCCCCCCACCGUCCUGAACAUUGAAGGCCUGGGCCCCCAGGGCCCUGGGGGGCAGAGCAGUCAGGAGGAGGAGGCAAAGGAGGAGGAAGAGGAGGAGAAGGAGGAGGAGGAGAAGGCCGAGAAGGAGGAGGAGAAAGUGGAGAAGGAGGCCGAGAAGGAGAAGGAGGAGGACGGCCUGGGCCCAGGGACCCUCAGAAAUGCUUCCGCCCCCUCUGGGGAGGGUUCCCGCUCGGUCCUGGACCUGGUCAACUACUUCCUGUCGCCCGAGAGGCUGACGGCAGAGAACCGCUACCACUGCGAGUCGUGUGCCUCCCUGCAGGACGCCGAGAAGGUGGUGGAGCUGAGCCAGGGGCCGCGCUACCUCAUCCUGACCCUGCUGCGCUUCUCCUUCGACCUGCGCACCAUGCGGCGCCGCAAGAUCCUGGACGACGUCACCAUCCCCCUGCUCCUGCGGCUGCCGCUGGCCGGGGGCCGGGGCCAGGCCUACGACCUCUGCAGCGUCGUGGUGCACUCCGGGGUGUCCUCGGAGAGCGGCCACUACUACUGCUACGCUCGCGAGGGUGCGGCCCGCCCAGCCCCGAUCCCGGGAGCGGCCGACAGGCCUGAGCCCAACAACCAGUGGUACCUGUUCAACGACACCCGGGUGUCCUUCUCCUCCUUUGAGUCUGUCAGCAACGUCACCUCCUUCUUCCCCAAGGACACCGCCUAUGUGCUCUUUUAUCGGCAGCGGCCCCGGGAGGGGCUCGAGGCUGAGCCCAGCUCUCCCCGAGCCCGGGCAGAGCCCACCCUCCACAAAGACCUGAUGGAAGCCAUUUCCAAAGACAACAUCCUUUUCCUGCAGGAGCAGGAGAAGGAAGCGCGGAGCAGGGCGGCCUACAUCUCUGCACUCCCCACAUCUCCACACUGGGGGAGGGGCUUUGACGAAGACAAAGAUGAGGAUGAAGGCCCUCCGGGGGGCUGCAGCCCUGCAGGUGGCAGCAGUGGUGACUUCCACCGACUGGUCUUCUAAUGGGAACCCUCAUCCCCUGGCCUGCUAGGCACUUGUGAGGGUGCCACGGGCAACCUCAGUGGGGGGCCCAGGUCCCGGGCAGAGGUGCUCGGCCAGGUGGGGUCUGAGGGAGGCUGCGCAGGUCCAGUCCUGAAGGCAGGCCCUUCUGAGGGCGAGAGAGAUGGAGCGGGGGCUUCUGGGCCCCUGCCCUCAGCCUGAAGGGCCCACGGAGACUCACUCAGCUAGAUAACAGAGGUGAGACCCAAGCCCCUUAAACCGGGCCUCAGGCCCCGACACUGGGAUCAGCCCCGUUAAGACUUACUUACACCCAAGUGUCCUGGUCAGCUUGAAGCAGCUGAGAUGGACACUCCCUGGGCCUUGUCCCCUCCCCCCUGCAGGCUACCCCACAGGGCUGAACGUCACAGCGCUGGUGUUUUGCCAUCAAGUAGCAGUUCCUUUCAGACAAUCUGGUUUCGCUGUAGUAUACAAAGCAGAGGCGGAUCCAAGCCCUAGCACAAAGAAGGCGGCUGUGUGUCACCCCGCUGGCCGCCUUCUGGUUUCUCUGAGGGGCCUGAGGCAACGUCUGUGGGUGCCUACACUGUUUGUUUGUACUUCUUUUGAGAGGCGUGUAGGUGGGAAGCAGCCUGGCACAGGACCAGAGACUGUCCUCCCGACACCAGGCAACAAUGCACAGAGGGGAGGAUAGCCUCUUCUUAAGCCUCUCUCCUGCCUCAGUGCCUGAGAUGCCACCCUUCGCAUCCCCCUUCUGGUUAAGAGAGAGCGAGUCCUUAGUUUCCUGCAAGUGUGUGUGUUUGUGUUUCUCACGAUGCCCGUCCUGAGGGAAGCUGGCUGGCUCAGCACCUCAGCAGUUGGCCAUCAUC
Kogia breviceps (pygmy sperm whale) is the source of this 4055-nucleotide messenger RNA. RefSeq names its product ubiquitin specific peptidase 35 (gene USP35). NCBI's taxonomy places the organism in Eukaryota, Metazoa, Chordata, Mammalia, Artiodactyla, Physeteridae. Gene Ontology annotation, cellular component: cytosol; nucleus. Gene Ontology annotation, molecular function: cysteine-type deubiquitinase activity. The record is from RefSeq and is a predicted model, not a curated record. Gene Ontology annotation, biological process: protein deubiquitination.